UCCCUUAUCACGUCUUCCCAAGAAUGCUAAAAGCGGAUGUUUUCUACUCGGCUCACUUCCGGGUAGCUCAGCUAGCUGUUCAGACAAAUCGACUAAUUUGUGACAAUGACAGCACUAGCAUAGCCGACUGAAAAUGAGGAGCAUACUGUUAAUUGCCUUUCUGGCUCCUUGUUGGGUCAACGGUGCAAUUAAGUCAAGAGUUACACCGGAGGAGAAUCACGAAGAAAACCCGGAGUUCGAUGCCCUGAACUCCAUCCUGUCAGAUUUCGAGGUGCUGCCAUUGUCAGGCCUCCAGCUACACUCUGUAAGGAAGAGGGACGUCCACACCCACUCCCACCUGGAGCGCCUGGUGAGCUUCAGAGCCCUGCACAGACAUUUCAAGCUUUACUUGACCACCAACACAGACCUUUUCACUGACAACUUCAAAGCUGUGUUUGUUGAUAAACAUGGGAGGGAGGAGAACUACGAUGUUCAGCUUCAGAACUAUUUCACUGGACAUGUUGUUGGAGAGGAGAAUUCACGUGUGCAGGCUCACAUAGAAGGAGAUGAGUUUUCUGCUCAUAUUCUAACCAGUGAAGCAGAAUACAAUGUAGAGCCCCUGUGGAGGUUUACAGAUUCCCCGACUGAUGGCAGGUUGCUGGUUUAUCGCUCAGACGACAUCAGGAACCUGAGCCGCAUCGCCUCUCCAAAAGUGUGUGGGUACGUCCACGCAGAGGCUAUGGACCUGCUGCCACAGACUGCCAGGAGGGAUUGGGAUGGGCAGGAGGAGGUGGACCAGGAAAAGGGGUACCACCACAGAGAGAAGAGACAGGCUCACGAUCACAAGAAGAAUACCUGCCCCCUGUUGCUGGUUGCAGACUACCGCUUCUUUAAACACAUGGGCCGCGGACAAGAGAGCAUCACUCUCAACUACCUGAUUGAGCUGAUUGAUCGAGUUGAUGACAUUUAUAGGAACACAACCUGGGAUGAUGAAUUCAAAGGCUACGGGGUCCAGAUCCAUCAGAUCAUCAUCAACAAGGAGCCUACAAAGCCUCCCCCUGGCCAUGCCGGCACCGGCUGGGUCCACUAUAACAUGGAGAACAGCCCUGUGAGCGGAAAGGAGGUCUGGGACGUGAAGAAACUUCUGGAGCAAUUCAGCUCAGACAUAGCUGACAACGCCUCUACUGUGUGUCUGGCCCACCUGUUCACCUACCAAGAUUUCGACGAGGGCACACUGGGAUUGGCCUACGUGGCCCCCUCCAAACCUCAGGCCCUGGGUGGCCUCUGCCCAAAACCAUACUACCCAUCUCACUCUGUAAAGAAACCCAGUUACCUCAACACAGGCCUGACCAGCACCAAGAACUAUGGCAAAACCAUCCUAACAAAGGAGGCUGAUUUGGUGACCACCCAUGAGCUGGGCCAUAACUUUGGAGCAGAGCACGAUCCUGACAACAUCCCUUACUGUGCACCCAGUGAUGACCAGGGGGGGAAGUUUGUCAUGUACCCUAUUGCUGUGAGCGGAGACCAUGUCAACAACAAGCAUUUCUCCAAAUGCAGCAAGAUCUCUGUAGGAAAGACAUUAAGUUUCAAGGCUCCCUUGUGCUUCAAGGAGAGGAACAGUAAGGUAUGUGGUAACUCCAGAGUGGAGGAUGGGGAAGAGUGCGACCCUGGGCUACUCCACCUCAACGACGACCCCUGCUGCUCAUCCGACUGCAAAUUCAAACAUGUUGCACAGUGCAGCGACAGAAACAGCCCUUGCUGUAAGAAUUGCAAGUUUGAGCAGGCAGGAAAAAGGUGCCAGGAACCCAUUAGUGCGACCUGUAAAGGCAUAUCCUCCUGCACAGGCAACAGCAGUCAAUGUCCACCUCCUGAAAACGCUGCUGACAACACUGUGUGUGUUGACAACGGCCGAUGUCACAAUGGAGAGUGCAACCCUUUCUGUGAGGCCAUGCAGAACCUUCAGUCCUGUGCCUGCAAUGAGACGGAGAACUCCUGUAAAGUGUGCUGCAGGGGAAAAGAUGGCGCUUGCAGUCCCUUCAUCCAGGCCAAUGACAGUUUCCUUUUCCUACGCAAAGGAAAACCCUGUACUGUGGGCUUCUGUGACGGGGCCGGAAAGUGCAUGAAGCAGGUGCAGGACGUAAUCGAGAGGUUGUGGGAUUUUAUCGACAAGCUGGACAUUAACACAUUUGGGAAGUUCCUGGCUGAUAACAUAGUGGGCUCUGUCGUGGUGUUUUCCCUCGUCUUCUGGAUUCCUCUCAGUAUCCUGGUUCACUGUGUGGACAAACGACUUGACCAGCAGUAUGAGGAGAACACAAAGUCCUUGUACUACCCUCCAAGUCAGAUGGUGGAAGUUUGUAGUAGAGCUCCCGCCAUAGAGUCAAGAAAUGUUGAGCAACCUCGAGUCAGCGUCCGUGCGCAUCGUCAAGCCUCCUCAGCCUCCCUCCUCCUCCGCCGGCCGGACCGCGCCCUCCUCCCUGCCCCCGCAGCCUCAGCAGCUGAGCCAGGUCGGGGCCCCUCCCGCGGCCAGCAGCAGUACCCAGGCCCCCGGCCCGAGCUGCGGCCCCACCCCGGACAGCGCAGGGGGGCCACGGAUGGCCACUAUCCAGGAGGACACCAGCAGCGACUCUCACCUGGGAGAGGAGGCCCUGUCGGACGAUUUCACAACCGCAGGAGCCUGCUCGUCGGCUACGAAAUCCUCCUACGAGGAUCUGACAGAACAGAACCCGCCAGCCAGGGACCGGCGGCGCCUCAAGAGGCAGGACUGCAUUGACACUAAAGAGACAGAGUGCUGAGAGUAAACAACCAGUACUGAUAUGUGUUUUAGGGAACGUGCAAAUACGUGCUGCAUCAUAUGCAUUUUUCUUAUCGCAAAUGCCAGACAGUAACUGUUGAAAGGUAAAAUUAUACAUCUUUUUGUAGGUCAGAUUUGGUGUUUAACCGAACUAAGGACAACAUUUCAAGCUCUAUCUGCUUUUGUAAAAUUUAAAAAAAACAAUAAUUGCCCCCCCCAAUGCUUGUGCACAAAGUAGUGUUCAUAGCAAUGCAACCAGUUUGUGCCACUAACAGUUUAACCGAUGAUGAUGAUGAUUUUCCUGUAAAAGGAAACAUUUCAGUGUGAUAUAUUAAGCAGCAGAAGUUUGACUUCAAGGUUACAAGGUUUUGUUCUGAAUCUUUGUGUCAUAACUGCACUAGAAGUAUUUUUCAAAUCACUGGAGAUUUGAAAUAAGUUGUAUAUGUGCUGUGUCAUCAGUGGUUUCUUUUUUGAAAAUAGGGGCUUGUAUAAUAUUUUGACCCCUUUGUACUUACAAUGCAACAUUUUAAUACUGUGCAAGGAUCGAGUGGUAGUCUUUCAGUGUUACAUUAACUUCUGCUGAAACUUUAGGAGAACCUUAUCUUGUAAGACUCCAAUAGACAGAUGGUUAUUUGUCAUGUAUUCUUUCUGUGUGGUUGAUCGCUGUAUGAAACAUGGUGCCUUUUCUGAUUUUGUGCCUAACCGUUCCAAGCCGACUUUCUGUGCAAAAAGACAGGAAAGUUCCCAGUAGAUUAACAUGAAUCUGGACAAUCCUGCGCUUGGUUUUCUGUCUUUGUGCCAAUGUGAGUUCUGCACCUCUUUCACUAUUCAACGCUGUCUCACCACUGUUGCCUACUGUGUCACAUGUUAAAAUGGUAAAAUAUGUAUUUAACAGCAGGUCAAGGAAAAACAGUAGAAAACUGACUACUAGAUAGAUGUGAACUGAUGACAAUAAGCAGAUGUCCUGUGUCAUAUAUUCUGAUGAUGUGUAUAUUCUUAAUGUUUCUAUGCUUAGAAAUGUCCACCCGUGAGUUCCCUUUUUUCUUUUUUGCUUGUAUUACCUACACACAUCUCAAAAUAAAAAUCUUUAUUGUGCAUUUUAAA
Siniperca chuatsi (mandarin fish) is the source of this 3874-nucleotide messenger RNA. RefSeq names its product ADAM metallopeptidase domain 17a (gene adam17a). The transcript is spliced from 20 exons. Bases 134 to 2749 code for a protein of 871 amino acids. Gene Ontology annotation, cellular component: plasma membrane. Gene Ontology annotation, molecular function: metalloendopeptidase activity. The record is from RefSeq and is a predicted model, not a curated record. Lineage: Eukaryota; Metazoa; Chordata; Actinopteri; Centrarchiformes; Sinipercidae. Gene Ontology annotation, biological process: membrane protein ectodomain proteolysis; Notch signaling pathway.